AGGGCCGCGGCGGCGAUGCAGCGACGGCGGCGCCCACCGCCGCCGGCCUCUCAGCUGCCGGAGGGCUGCGGGGGAGGCGGCGGCGGCCGCGGGGGAGGCGGCGGGAGCGAGGAGGUGGAAGUGCAGUUCUCCGCCGGGCGUUUGGGCUCCGCCGCGGCAGUUUCGGCGCCGGCGGCCGCGCGCAGUACGGAGGAAGAGGAGGAGAGGCUCGAGCGCGAGCACUUCUGGAAGAUCAUAAAUGCCUUCCGCUACUACGGCACCAGUAUGCAUGAGCGAGUGCACCGAACAGAAAGACAGUUUCGAUCACUCCCAGCUAAUCAACAGAAACUACUUCCUCAGUUUCUUCUUCACUUGGACAAGAUCCGGAAAUGUGUUGAUCAUAAUCAAGAAAUACUACUGACCAUUGUGAAUGAUUGCAUACAUAUGUUUGAAAAUAAAGAAUAUGGAGAAGAUGGGAAUGGAAAGAUUAUGCCAGCAUCUACGUUUGACAUGGAUAAGUUAAAAUCCACAUUGAAACAGUUUGUGAGAGACUGGAGUGAAACUGGGAAAGCAGAAAGGGAUGCCUGCUACCAACCAAUCAUUAAAGAAAUUUUAAAAAAUUUCCCAAAAGAGAAAUGGGAUCCUUCUAAAGUAAAUAUUCUGGUACCUGGUGCUGGACUAGGAAGACUGGCCUGGGAAAUAGCUAUGCUAGGUUAUGCUUGUCAAGGAAAUGAAUGGAGUUUUUUUAUGCUUUUUUCUUCCAACUUUGUACUCAACAGAUGUUCUGAAAUUAAUAAAUAUAAGCUUUAUCCCUGGAUUCAUCAGUUUAGCAAUAACCGGAGGUCAGCUGAUCAGAUUCGACCCAUCUUUUUCCCUGAUGUUGACCCCCACAGUCUUCCUCCCGGUUCUAACUUUUCUAUGACAGCAGGAGAUUUUCAGGAGAUAUACUCAGAGUGCAAUACCUGGGACUGUAUUGCUACCUGUUUCUUCAUAGACACAGCUCACAAUGUAAUUGAUUAUAUUGAUACAAUAUGGAAAAUACUCAAGCCAGGUGGAAUUUGGAUAAAUCUAGGUCCUCUGCUGUACCACUUUGAAAAUUUGGCGAAUGAACUUUCCAUAGAAUUGAGCUAUGAGGAUAUAAAAAAUGUUGUUCUGCAGUAUGGAUUCCAGUUAGAGGUGGAAAAAGAAUCUGUCUUGUCAACGUAUACUGUGAAUGAUCUAUCCAUGAUGAAAUACUACUAUGAAUGUGUUUUGUUUGUGGUGCGUAAACCACAAUAACAGUCUCAAGUGAUUAUCAUCAAGAAAAAAGUUUAAUAUUAAAUGCUGAAAUAAACAACUCAAAAUCAACUAUCAUAAUGACAGGACACAACCUCAAAUCAGUGGUGCCUUCUUAUUCCUAACAAAAUUUAGAAAUAGUGUCUAUUUUCUUAAUAUGUCUAUCGCUUUUUCAGAAAUAUACUAUGCCAUGCAUAUUUGUACUACACAAGUAAAAAUGGAGGAAAUGUCUUCAAGUAUACUUUUUCCUUGAAGCCCAGAAUUAUCUUUCAGUAGAAAAAACUUUAUUUCCAGUGUCUUCAUGAAGCUGUCCGUUAAGUCUGCCAUAUGAAUAACUUAUAGUAUUGCAAUCCAUAAAAAUCUCCCUUUUUGUUGUUUUGUAUGCAUCAUACAUGUUAAGAGUCUAAGGAUCCUCUGUCACUUUCAACAUCUGGAAUUGGGAUUUUGUUUACUUUGAACCUAAGCAAUCUAUACAGAAAAUGCAUAUCCUUUUAUCAUUCAAAUUAUUUUAUUUUCUAGCUCAGCUGGACUUAUAGUUAACAAAAUGUUGAAUUUAUAGGAUCAAAUUAGCCUUUUGGUCAUACUAAGUUGAACACUUUGAAAGCAUACUCAUCAUGGAUCACUCUGAAAUAUAUGAGAUCUCAGCAUUCUAAGUGAGGCACAAAAGUAUUUAUUAAAGGUACUGCUAGGAAACUGGGAAAAUAAGAAUAAAAUCUGUCCAUUUGAAAUGUAUGAUUUCAAACUAUAAAUGAAUACAUUUUGUCAGUUAGAUGUUUACAAUAAUGUAUUUCCUUUAGAUUACCUGAAUUACAAAAGCAAGCACUUUUUUUUUCCGUUAAAACAAUUAUAUACUAGUAAAAACUGUCAUGAUAGUAUUAAUGUGGAGAAAUUUUCAUGAUGAAAUUUAGGGAUAAUUACUGCCCAUGGUCUGUGUAUUUAAUAUUGUAAGCAGCAGCCAUUAGUAUAAUUCCAGAUUAGUAUCCAUUUUGUUCCCUGAUAGCUAUAGCUAAAACAGUAUAUGCUGCUUUAAAUUUCUACCUCUAGCAGAUCUUUUUUGGAGGGAGUUUUCCUUUGUAUUUUUUAAUGUUUAUUACCCUGUUUUCCAGUAGCUUGAUAAAUAGAUGACUAAUUUAAUGUGUUUUAACCUUUUCUUGGAGAAAAGGGAGUAAUAUUGAAUAUUUUCAUAGUUGGUUGUGAUGACAUUAAGUGACCUCUGUGGCAAUUUUAAUUAAAUAGACUUAAUCUCAGUAAUGUGCUGGUAACAUAAAUGUCAUGUUUUCAUAGGAAAACUUAUUUAUAAAUCUUUACACUGAAAAAAAAAAAAAAUCUUUACACCUUUAUUGUCAGUCAGGUGAGGGGAGUCCUGGUGUGAUUUGGCAUCUUACCAGUAGGAUCUUUUCUGCAUACACUACAGGAGUGCCUGUGGCCUUUAUGUCCAUGAUGCAAUAAAGGAUUCCAUUAAGUUGAUUUGUCAAGUUAUAGACACCUGUAUGUAACCUACUGAAUGUUUCUGAAAAACUAUUUCUCUUUAUUUUGUGUUCCUGAGUACUUGGCAGAUGUUCAUUUAGUGGGAAUUCUUACCUACCACAUGGAUGAACUUGAAAUUAAUUGCAAGGGAAAAACAAACUUAUUUUCUUUUAAAGAAACUUAAAAGGAGCAUAAAUAUUUCUAAAAAGCCAUUGAAAGGAAUGCAUGCCGUUUGUAAUUUAGAAAUGCUUUUUAUUCACUGAUAAGUAUUCACUUUUUUACAGCUUGUAUCAAAACAAACGAUUUUGGUUUUCUCAUAAAGGGAAAAACAGGUUGACACCAGUGGGUUGGCAUUAUUCCUUAAAAUUUUUGCUAUCAGGUUUUAUCCUUUAAUAAUGUUAUUUGUACUUCUAAAUUACAGCUUUUAGUUAAUUAUGAAAUCAGUUAUUUCAUUUGUUUCUUGAUUUCUCCAUAUUAUGAGCGCUGUUUUUAAAAUAUACUAUACAAAUUUGCAUCCCUUUUUUUCUCUUAAUAGCUUUUGUAGUUAAUACAUUCUAAACUUGAAAAUCGUGGUAUCAAUCAAUAAUGGAGGUGUCACUGGAGGAUUUAAUUUUGUAUUAUGUGUAGAAAUAGCUACUAAAAUGUGUAAGCCUUAAAGUUUACAACAUUUUUCUUAAAUAUACUCAGAUUUUUCAUUUAUUUUCAUAAAGUGGGAGGAGAUAGGUCAUUGUGCUUGCUUUUGUUUCUUUUUUUAUUUCCAUAAUCUGAAGCAGUACAGGCUAGGGUAUGUUAAUCAAGUGAGCAAGAUGAGAUAUGUAAAAUAUGAAGAGAAGCUGUAUAAAUCACAGUAUAAAAUUAUUAAGUUUGGGAACUGUAAAAUGUACUGUAUUUAUAUGUAACUCACUCUACAAGUUGCCACAAAGGCUGAAUUGGAAGCUUCAUGUCUGCAUGAAAUUUCCUAUAUUUUUAAUGUGUAUGAUGGACUUAAUUUUUCUUGAAUAUUAAAAUCUGACAAUUGCUAUGAAA
This is a messenger RNA of Dama dama (fallow deer), 3747 nucleotides long. RefSeq names its product carnosine N-methyltransferase 1 (gene CARNMT1). Gene Ontology annotation, molecular function: S-adenosylmethionine-dependent methyltransferase activity. NCBI's taxonomy places the organism in Eukaryota, Metazoa, Chordata, Mammalia, Artiodactyla, Cervidae. The transcript has 8 exons. The record is from RefSeq and is a predicted model, not a curated record. Bases 16 to 1257 code for a protein of 413 amino acids.